Messenger RNA from Gossypium raimondii (Peruvian cotton), 2383 nucleotides. RefSeq names its product ATPase family AAA domain-containing protein FIGL1. The record is from RefSeq and is a predicted model, not a curated record. The transcript has 13 exons. NCBI's taxonomy places the organism in Eukaryota, Viridiplantae, Streptophyta, Magnoliopsida, Malvales, Malvaceae. Gene Ontology annotation, molecular function: ATP hydrolysis activity; ATP binding. The coding region runs from base 191 to 2173 and encodes 660 amino acids.
CACGCUCCAAGGCAGGCUAAGGAAUUUUAGCCCAUGGCAGCCACUCUUUUAAUUUGCCUAUUUGAUAAUUGAAUUUAAAGCGAGGCAAAGCCAGAAAGUAGCGGGAAAAUUAAAAAACCCAACCCCAUUUUAAUUCUCUUUCUUCUCCUUUGCAACCAAAAAGCAGGAAAAAGAAGGGAGAGAAAAGAAAAUGGAAGAAUCGAAAUCCAAAGAGAAAAUUUGUUGGAGAAAAGAAGUAGAUCAGAACUUAAAGCGGCUCCAAUCACUGCUCUUCGGCGCCGAGCUCUGUCUCGAGAAGCGGGAAUUCCCGGAGGCUCAGCUCCUCUUGCUUCGGCUUCUCGGCUUCCUCGAUUCCUUCUCUCACUCCGAAGUCGAUCGGACCUUCACACGUCCCAUUCGUGACGACGUUGUCUCUAAGCUCGACUCGGCUCGCCGUGCCCUGGUCCAAGAAUCUGAUCGCCGAGCAUUUGAGCAAGCAGGUAAAGCUCCUGGUUGUGUUUUUGGGAUGAAAGGAGGUAUUGAUAUCGACAAAAUCAAGCAAUCAAAGUAUUUCUGUACGCAGCUUCAGCAAUCUAAGGGAAAGGUUCUAAAUGAAUUGGGAGGACAACAAGAUAAGUUUAUUAACAAGCCGUCUAAAGCUAUGACACAGGCCAAGUUGACAUCUCUGUAUGGAAACAAAAUUACAAGAGCAAAUAAUUGCUCAUACAAAAGUUCUUUGGACUCCAAAAAUAGCAGUUCCAAAGAUUGUUUUAUAGUGGAAAAUGGCCAUUCUUAUCACAACUUUCCUAGGGGACAUAGUGUUUCAAACUUUGCCAAAGUUGAAGAGGAAGAAAGAGUACAUGGAAAUAGCUUUGGGACAAAGCGUGCAUAUAAAGAAAUCUGUAGCCCCAGAAACAACACUGCAAGGUCACCGCCAAGCAAUGAAGAAUUUAAUGCUGAUAUUUCGGGGAAUGCGUUUGUAACAGCAAGAGCAAAACUGGAAAUGGAUGUGAGACAAAAACGAGGGCUGGCUGGUUCUCCAAGUGCUUCUGUCUCCCCACAGAAUGAUACCAAUUUCAGUUCUAGAGGUUAUGGUACAAAAUCCUAUGGGGUUUCGCGACGUGGAGUUCGUGGUAAUUUUGUACCCCCCAUAAGAUCUAAUGGUGGCAGCAUUGGAAAUGUGACAUCACGGAUUGGUGGAAAGAGUGAUGAUGCAUUAGAUGACUCAACAAGGACAUGCUUGGAACUUCUUUGUGGUCCUGAUGGUGAACUUCCAGAAAAACUAAGGAAUUUGGAACCUCUCCUUAUAGAGCACGUCAGCAAUGAGAUCAUGGAUCGAGACCCAAACGUCCGAUGGGAAGAUAUUGCCGGCUUGGAGCAUGCCAAAAAAUGUGUGACAGAGAUGGUAAUAUGGCCUUUAUUACGUCCCGACAUAUUUAGAGGCUGUCGCUCUCCUGGAAGAGGUCUUCUUCUCUUCGGUCCCCCGGGAACAGGCAAAACAAUGAUUGGAAAAGCUAUAGCUGGUGAAGCAAAAGCCACAUUUUUCUACAUAUCUGCUAGUUCAUUGACAAGCAAGUGGAUUGGAGAGGGUGAAAAGCUAGUGAGGGCGCUUUUUGGAGUGGCUAGUUGUCGUCAGCCGGCUGUUAUUUUUGUUGAUGAAAUAGAUUCACUUCUAUCUCAGCGUAAGUCAGAAGGUGAGCAUGAAUCAAGUAGAAGGCUCAAGACACAGUUCCUCAUUGAAAUGGAAGGCUUUGAUAGUGGCAGUGAGCAGAUUCUUCUUAUAGGAGCAACAAAUAGACCUCAGGAACUAGAUGAAGCAGCAAGGAGACGACUUACCAAGAGACUCUACAUUCCCCUUCCUUCAUCAGAAGCAAGAGCCUGGAUUGUUCGUAGUCUGUUGGAGAAGGAUGGACUGUUCAAGCUCUCAGAAGAGGACAUCAGUGCCAUAUGCAGGUUAACUAAAGGCUACUCAGGAUCUGAUAUGAAAAACUUAGUAAAAGAUGCAUCUAUGGGACCUCUUAGAGAGGCUCUAAGACAAGGCAUAGAAAUUACACAGCUGAAGAGAGAGGAUAUGCGGCCUGUAACCCUUCAGGAUUUCGAGAAUGCAUUACAAGAGGUAAGGCCCUCAGUUUCUAUGAACGAAUUAGGUACAUAUGAAGAAUGGAACAAACAAUUUGGAAGCUUAUCGCUCUAAUGCUUGAACAAGGAAACAAAAGAAAACGGAGAAUGUUUGGCAGAAAAAGAACUACGAUAGUAAUUUCCAUUAAUUUCCAGUUAAUUUCCAUUAACUCGAAAAUAAAUCAUCCUAGAUUUGCAGCAUUGGUUCGUUUUCUCGUUUCUUUGUGUCAAAACAAGAAGAGUGAAAUAAACCUCAAUCUAGUUAAAGCAAGAGCUUGAGUUAUAA